Trypanosoma cruzi is the source of this 2607-nucleotide messenger RNA. RefSeq names its product trans-sialidase, putative. The transcript has a single exon. Lineage: Eukaryota; Euglenozoa; Kinetoplastea; Trypanosomatida; Trypanosomatidae. The record is from RefSeq and is a predicted model, not a curated record. The coding region runs from base 1 to 2607 and encodes 868 amino acids. Gene Ontology annotation, molecular function: exo-alpha-sialidase activity.
AUGCUCUCACGUGUUGCUGCAGUGAAGGCACCCCGCACACACAACCGUCGCCGCGUGACCGGAUCCAGCGGGAGGAGGAGGGAAGGAAGAGAGAGUGAGCCGCAGAGGCCCAACAUUUCCCGGCGUGUGUUUACUUCCGCGGUGCUGCUCCUCCUCCUCGUGAUGAUGUGCUGCGGCACUGGAGGUGCAACCGCUGAUGUGGGGGCGACACAAGCUAAGGGAUCUUCACCGGAGAAACCGUUUCAUUGGAGGGAUGUGAAAAAGGAUGGGGAAACAAUGAAUUCUUUACGUGCUCCAGUUCUUGUUGAGGUGAAUGGUAAUUUGUUUGCCGUUGCCGAGGCGCAGUGCAAUGAGGCCCAAGACACCGUCUUUACUGGCAUUGCAUCCCAACUUCUCAAGAAAACAGCGGAUAACCAAAGGGAAGAAGUUCUGAAGGAUGCCAAGGACACACAAGUUCUGGAGGAAGGCGGCUCCCCAGAGGGAAAGAAAGUAAAUGUGAGCCGACCAACAGCAGUUGUGGAUGAAGGUAAUAUUUACAUGCUUGUUGGAAAACACAGCCAUGAAGCUGCUGAUACCUGUCAGGCUGAGACUGAGAAGAUCAAAUCGGGAACAUUGCUGGUGAAGGGUGAGGUCAGUGGUGAGGCCGACAACAAACAAAUCCAUUGGAAGGAAACUGACGGUGUACCGUGCACUCUAGGCGACAAACACAACUCCUUGUCACAACUGACUGGCGGCGGUGGAUCGGGCGUUAAGAUGAACGACAGUACGCUUGUGUUUCCAGUGGAAGGCUUGAACGAACUUGACGGAAAUAAGAAGACCGUUUCGCUGAUUAUACACAACUCGGCGGAUACUAAGCGUUGGACGCUGUCGAAGGAGAUGUCUGACGGUGGCUGCAGUGAUCCCUCCGUUGUGGAGUGGGAGAAGGGAAAACUCAUGAUGAUGACUGCGUGUGAUGAUGGCCGCCGCAGGGUGUACGAGUCCGGUGACAAGGGGGAUUCGUGGACGGAGGCACUCGGGACACUCUCGCGCGUGUGGGGCAACAAAAAGGGAAAUGAGAAGGGCGUUAGAAGCGGGUUCAUCACAGCGACGAUUGACGGUGAUGAAAAUAACAGAAAUGUGAUGCUCGUCACCCUGCCGGUGUAUUCCGAGGAGGACAGUAAGAAAGAAAAAGGUGAACUCCAUCUUUGGCUGACGGACAAUACGCACAUUGUUGAUAUUGGGCCGGUAUCCGAGGGAGCUGAUGACGCUGCCGCCAGCUCCCUGUUGUACAAAAGUGCUGAAAGUGGAGAUAAUAAUGAUGAGAAGUUGAUUGCACUGUACGAGAAGAAGAAGAACGGUGGGAAACCAUCACACAGUCUUUGGUCUGUGCGUCUGACUGCGCAGCUGCAGCGUGUGAAGGAUGUGCUGGCGACCUGGAAGAAAGUAGACGAACGCGUCUCCAAGCUGUGCCUCUCUUUAAAUGUUGAGAAGGAUACCUCAUCUGGCACUGCCAUGCCGACAAAUGGGCUGGUUGGCUUUUUGUCCGGCAACUUCUCUGAUAACACAUGGAAGGACGAGUACCUCGGAGUGAACGCCACAGUGAAGGGGAAUGAUGAUGGGGAGAAAGGGGCAACAAAGACUUCUGAUGGUGUGCAGUUCCAUGGUGCGUGGGCGGAGUGGCCUGUUGGCGAGCAGGGGGAGAAUCAGCUGUAUCACUUUGCGAACUACAACUUCACUCUUGUGGCGACGGUAUCCAUCGACGGUGUGCCGAAGAGCGGCAGCCACAUUCCUUUGAUGGGUGCGAAGAUGAAUGACGAAAAUAAGAAUACAGUUUUCCUGGGACUGUCGUACAACGGCGGAGGUAAGUGGGAGUUGUCUUGCGGUGGCGGAACGAACUCUCAGGAGCACAACAGCGCUUGUGAGACAGAGAAAACAUACCAAGUGGCCAUUGUGCUACAUAACGGCACACAGGGCUCUGCGUACGUCGAUGGUAAGCUUGUGGGGAGUGCGCAAUGUGAAUUGAAAACCGCGGAGUUGAAAGAGAUCUCACACUUCUACAUUGGAGGGGAUGGAGGCAGCGCAGAGGGCCAAGAAGGCGUGUCUGUGACUGUGACGAACGUCCUGCUGUACAACCGCCCGUGGACUGAAGAGGAGGUUGGCGCCCUCAACCCGAAUAAAGACACCAUUACGUCUCCGGUGACCGAAAAUGCGCCGGGAAACAUGUUGCAGUCUCCUGCGAAACCACAGCCUUUGGAAGAGGAACCGUUGACGACUAAUAUUGGUGGCAGUGACGGUGUAUCCAGUGCAGCUUCCACUGCUACGACUCUCUCGUCUGAUGUUUCCCAAGAGGCGGCAACAAGGGGUGGAGAUACGAUGCGGGGAAAUGGAUCACCCCAAACUCCUGAGGUGAGCGUGAGCUCUGGUGAGGAUGGGGAGACGGCGGGAAGAACGGAUGGUCAGAAACGGGAGGACAUCCGUAACAGGGAAGUGAAAGCUGCGGCACUCAGCAGCAGCCUCGGAAAUUUGUCGCAGGGGAAUAAAAGCGAUGCCGGCACUGUGUGUGGGAGCGGACUUCUGCCGUUGCUUCUUCUGUUGGGAACGUGGGGUUUGCGGCUCAGUGAGGAGUGA